Messenger RNA from Eimeria maxima, 2070 nucleotides. Its product is annotated as poly(A) polymerase, putative. The transcript has 6 exons. The record is from RefSeq and is a predicted model, not a curated record. NCBI's taxonomy places the organism in Eukaryota, Apicomplexa, Conoidasida, Eucoccidiorida, Eimeriidae. Gene Ontology annotation, molecular function: RNA binding; poly(A) RNA polymerase activity. Bases 1 to 2070 code for a protein of 689 amino acids. Gene Ontology annotation, cellular component: nucleus.
AUGGGUGACUGUCCACGUAUAACAACUUGUAUAGGAUAUAAGUAUGGAGUAACAAGACCAAUUUCCUUAAAGACAGGAAGUAUAAUAGAUUUACAUAAGAGUGUAGAAUUGGUAAGAAUAUUAAGAUAUUCAGGUGUAUACGAGACAGCAGCAGGAGCAAGAGAGAAAGAAAUUGUAUUAGGGGAAUUAAAUAAAUUAUUAAGAGAUUGGAUAAUAGAGUGUGGUAUAGAACAAGGAUUAGAUCCUACAGAGGCUAGAUAUACAGGAGGAAAAAUAUUCACAUUUGGGUCAUACCGUUUAGGUGUAUGUACACCUGGUAGUGAUAUAGAUGCAUUAUGUGUAUGUCCUAAACAUAUUACACGUGAUUUAUUUUUUUCUUCUUUUUUUCUUAAAUUACAACAAGAUAAUCGUAUAAAAAAAAUAACACCUGUACCUGAUGCCUAUACACCUGUAUUAAAGUUUACAUUCUCUGGUGUAGAUAUAGACUUAUUAUUUGCACGUUUAUAUCUACGGUGUAUACCCACCUCAUGGAUAGGUCUAUAUAAAGAUAAUGAUAUAUUACGUCAUACUGAUGAGAAAACAGCAAGAAGUCUUAAUGGUAGUAGGGUAGCAGAUAUGUUAUUAACAUUAGUACCUAAUAAAUUAGUAUUUAAGACAAGUUUACGAUUUAUUAAACAAUGGGCAAAAAGUAGGGGUAUAUAUAGUAAUGUAAUGGGUUAUCUUGGUGGUAUAAGUUGGGCUAUUCUUGUUGCUAGAUGUUGCCAAUUAUAUCCUAAUUUCCCUCCUUCUCUUAUUAUACAAAGAUUCUUUACUGUAUAUACACAAUGGCAAUGGAGUAGAAGUCCUGUUGUUCUAUGCAAAAUACAAGAAUCACAAACUGUUAAGGGAGUACCUGAAUUCAAAGUAUGGAACCCACAGCUAUAUGUACAGGAUCGUCAUCAUUUAUUGAAGAUAAUAACACCAGCAUUUCCUGCUAUGAAUUCAACACAUAAUGUAUCCCAUUCAACAAAGAGAGUUAUUUCUGAGGAAUUAGAGGCAGCAGCUAAGAGAUUUGGUGCAUGGGCAGCAGCAGCAGCAGCAGGUAAUAAUAAUAAUACAUCAAUAGCAGGAGGUUCAACAGCAGCAACAGCAGCAGCAGCAGCAGCAGCAACACCAACAGCAGCAACAGCAGCAACAGCAGCAACAACAACAAAAGAGCCACAGACACUACAGGCAUGGAGGGAAGUAUUGUUGGAUGUCUUAACGCCUGUUGAUUAUUUGGCGGUAUUCAAACAUUUCUUAGAAUUACAAGUCUUAGCCAAAUCAGAGGCUGUUCAACGUAAGUGGCGAGGAUGGGUUGAAUCGAAGGUGCGGCAUUUAGUUCGUUCCUUAGAGCGACUGAGCCACGGCAGCAGCAGCAGCAGCAGCAGCUUCAACAGCAGCAACAACGCCAGAGACCUACAAAUGACUAUUAGGCCUCUUCCUCUUAUAUUUCCUUCCCAGGAUCCUGAAUGGUCUGAGAGUUCUUCGAUGUUAAUUGCCUUGACCUUCGCGACUCCCAAGGCUGGAGAAGCGGUCUGCGAUUUGCGACCUGCUAUCGCGGAGUUUGUGGAGUUAAUAAAUGGCUGGCCGGAGAGGCCAAAGCUGAUAGGGUCAAUUCAACUUCGAGUUCGCCAUUUGCGUCGAUCGCAAUUAUCGAAUGAAAUAAUUCAAACUCUUCAGAAACCAGUUAAGGAGCAUCAGCAACUUGUUGCACAGCUUACUCCUGCUGCUGCUCCUGUUCCUGCUGCUGUUCCUGCUGCUGCUUUUGCUGUUGCUGCUGCUCCUGCUGCAGCUAAUGCUGCUGGUAGUGGUAGUGGUGGUGGUGGUGGUGGUAGUGUAGAAGGGGAAUUGGAUUUCGAUCCCACUGCUGAUCUAGAGGCAACAGUGGGGAAUGGCAGUAUCCUGCAGCAGCAGCAACAACAACAACAGCAGCAGCAGCAGGGGAUGCCACUGCAGCGGGCAGAUAGUGCCAAGAGGAAAGCAGCGAGUGAUGGAUUGGAUGGAGGUGCAGCAGCAGCAGCAACACCAAGUCAAAGACAAAGAAUCUAA